Molecule: messenger RNA, 2246 nt
Organism: Seriola dumerili (greater amberjack)
Lineage: Eukaryota; Metazoa; Chordata; Actinopteri; Carangiformes; Carangidae
Product: ceramide kinase-like
Exons: 13
Coding region: 209-1939 (576 amino acids)
Molecular function (GO): kinase activity
Source: RefSeq, a predicted model, not a curated record
UAAAAAGCUCUUCAGCUUCACUGAGAGGAAGAUGCAGACUUUCCCGUGUCAGAUAAAGACACCGCCGAGCUGUUAAAUGGCGAGGUCAGAUUGGCAACCCUCAGGGAUGUAAAAGUUACGGUGUAAAAAAAAGAAAAAUGUGACUUUAAAAGUUUUCUGAGAAGCGGGAAAGAGCGACGUUGCGACUGAGAGCAGCUUUCUCUCCCAGAUGGAGACAGACCUGAGGCUGGAGUCGAGUCUGUGGGUCGGGAGUAAGAGAUACCGGGCAGUCCUGACAGGCUGGCAUUUCAACUGGACCGAGGUAGAUAAGAAGAAUCGCGAUAAGAAAACAAUCUCAGUACCUGUGGCGGAGGUGGUUGGAGUGGAGGAGGGCCGGGUGGAGAUCCUGCCCCAGAAAUCGGUUGAGGAUAAAGACAAAGACUUCACAGUUUUCUAUGUGAAGCGCAGCAGCAGCGGGGGCUCUUCUGGGUUGCUAUGGAGACUGGGCCGGACCCAGUUCAGCUGCCCCAGUCGGGUCCUCAGAGACCAGUGGACGAAACAUCUAAGGACUGCUCUAAAAACGCACAGUCCAUUGCGCCCACACAGACUGUUGGUGUUCAUCAACCCCUUUGGAGGAAAGAAGAAGGGAAGAAAGAUCUACCAUUCUCUGGUUGCCCCUCUGUUUGAGCUGGCUGGUAUCAGCUCUCAUGUAAUAGUGACUGAGCGGGCAAACCAGGCCAGAGACCACCUCCUGAAGAAAGACCUGACGGGCUUUGACGGUGAAAUGCUUCACGGUUUGAUCGGGCGGACUCAACAAGAGGCAGGCCUUUGUGAGAACGAUCCCGCUGUCACAUUACAGCCUUGUCCGCUUCAUAUUGGCAUCAUUCCUGCAGGUUCUACAGACUGUGUGUGCUAUGCCACAGUGGGAGUGAUCGACCCUGUCACUUCAGCUCUGCACAUUGUCAUUGGAGACUCUCAGCCUUUGGAUGUGUGUUCAGUUCAUCAUGCCUCUACUCUGGUGCGCUACUCUGUGUCUCUGGUGGGCUAUGGCUUCUAUGGGGACGUGCUGGCAGAGAGUGAAAAGCACCGCUGGAUGGGACCUCUCAGAUAUGACUAUUCAGGCACGAUGGUGUACCUGAGCAACAGAAGCUAUGCAGGCAUAGUUCAGUAUCUGCCCGCAGACCCGCUGCUCUCCAGCCCCAGAGAUAAAACACGCUGCCUCUCAGGGUGCAGUGUGUGCUCCAGAAGCACAGAAAGACUUUUCCCCCACGCCGCAGAUUCAGGAUCCCUGUACAGCUCCAACCUCAGCCAGUUCAGUAGUGACUCAGAAGGCGAGUGGGUGAGUGUGGAGGGCAGGUUCAGGUGUGUGUCUCUCACUUGUAUGUCCAGCUCAUGUCCCAGGAGCCCUCUGGGCCUCUCUCCUUCUGCUCACCUGGCGGACGGAACAGGAGACCUCAUCCUGGUAUGGGACACUCACCCGCUGGGCUUCCUCAAGUUCCUCUAUAGGCACACGAGCACACAGGACCAGUUUGACCUGCCGUUUGUGGAGGUCCACAGAGUGAAGGCUGUUCGUUUCUCCGUCCCCUCUGGAAAAGAGGAGGAAGCGUAUGAAGAGAUUGUGGGGCAGAGCGGUGGGAUAGAGGAAGAGGAGAGAGGGUACGUGGAGACUGUAAGCAGGAGCGGCUCUCAGCAGCACCUGGCGGAGAGAGACACGGGGCGACAAAUGACAAACGAGCAGAAAACGGCGAAUCCCUUUCUGUGCGGCCUGUGCUGCAGUAAAUCUCCCUCUGUGUCAGUGUGGAACUGUGACGGAGAGAUUCUGCCUUUCACCGAGAUCCUCUGCAGGAUUCAUGGCCAGCUGGUGCGUCUGUAUGCCAGGGGCAUCGAGGAUGGCACAGCCGCGCAACACUGCAGUGAGGAACGUGACAAGUGUGAAAGGAGAUGCAUCCUACACAAAUAGUCUCACCUAAGAGAGAAAGAGGGAGGCAAGGCUUUGGGUUUGGAAUUUACAGACAUGCGGCCUGUCAUGGCCAAAGAGUUCCUAAUAUUUAAGGUACUUUCAUAGGUUUUUCUCAUUGCAAUGAUGAAGAAAGAUUAUUUAUUCUUAAAUCAGUGUGUGUGCGUUCAAUACUACUCCUUCAAACACUAUAAACACUUACCUGAAGUGCAGGUUUUUUUUACUUAUUCAGUCCAACACAGUAUACAUUGUGUGUAUGCAGCUUUUUUUAUGUACAUUUUAUUCAUUUUCACUUGAGGUUCUAGAGAAU